AUGCCUUCGCCCGCCGCGGCCGCGGCGGCGCCUCUCCACCGCAUCGCAUGCGCGCGUCAGCGCCUCCCUCAAACCUCCCUCCUCUUCCUCCCACCCCGCGCGCUCCUCAAUUCCGGGCGCCUCGCCGUCCCGGCCCCGCUGCCCGUUCACGCGCUGAGGCUGCCUCCGACGGCGACGAGGGCUGCAAGCCACGACGCCGCCACGGGCGCGAGAUCGCCCACAUCUGGCGGCCAGAUGCUGGUGUUCGUCCCGCCGCACCCGCUGAUAAAGCAUUGGGUCUCCGUGCUGCGCAACGAACAGACACCCUGCGUCAUCUUCAAGAGUGCCAUGGCAGAGCUUGGUCGGCUGCUCAUAUACGAAGCAUCCAGAGAUUGGUUGCCUACAAUCACAGGAGAGAUUGAAACACCUAUAGCUGUAGCUAGCGUUGAAUUUAUUGAUCCAAGAGAACCUGUUCUGGUUAUUCCAAUACUGAGAGCUGGUCUUGCACUAGCUGAACUUGCUUCAUCAGUUCUGCCAGCCACCAAGACUUAUCACCUUGGCCUCCGUAGGGAUGAAGAAACACUUCAACCUUCAAUAUACCUGAACAACCUGCCAGACAAGAUUCCAGAGGGGACUCGUGUACUAGUUGUUGACCCAAUGCUGGCCACUGGUGGGACAAUGGUUGCUGCUAUUGACUUGUUAAUCGAGCGUGGAGUUACCAACAAGCAGAUUAAAGUUGUAUCUGCUGUUGCAUCACCUCCUGCACUGCAAAAGCUUAAUAACAAGUUCCCUGGGCUCCAUGUGUACACAGGAAUAAUUGAUCCGGAAGUAAAUGAGAAAGGUUUUAUAGUUCCAGGACUGGGGGAUGCUGGCGACAGAAGCUUUGCCACAUAA
This is a messenger RNA of Miscanthus lutarioriparius, 873 nucleotides long. The record is from the annotation of a GenBank genome assembly. NCBI's taxonomy places the organism in Eukaryota, Viridiplantae, Streptophyta, Magnoliopsida, Poales, Poaceae.